AUGAAGCCAUCCACGGCUCAAUUCUUCCGUACCCUCCGAGCUCUGCAACAUGAGAAUCCUCUAGGGCUGCCCAGAACUGGGUCAAUCCCACGUAUGCAACGAGGUCUGCCGGAACGACGCAAGAUCAAGGAUGUUGCAAAAGUUAUUGCCGUAUCUUCAGCCAAAGGAGGAGUAGGCAAAAGUACAGUCGCCGCAAAUUUGUCUCUUGCCUUUGCACGGCAAGGUCACCGCACUGGUAUAUUAGACACGGAUAUAUUCGGGCCAUCUAUUCCAACAUUGUUUAACCUUUCUGGAGAACCACGGUUAUCAUCCAAUAAUCAACUAGUUCCCAUGUCCAACUAUGGCGUCAAAACCAUGUCCAUGGGCUACCUGGUGGGCGAAGACGCACCCGUCGUGUGGCGCGGACUCAUGGUGAUGAAGGCUUUACAGCAGCUCCUCCACGAAGUGGAAUGGGGUGGUCUGGAUGUCUUGGUACUCGACUUGCCGCCUGGAACUGGCGAUACGCAACUCUCCAUUACCCAACAGAUUGUGCUCGACGGCUCAGUUAUUGUGACUACACCACAUACGCUGGCGGUAAAAGAUGCAGUAAAGGGUAUCAACAUGUUUAAAAAGGUCAAUGUGCCUAUUCUGGGACUGGUUCAGAAUAUGAGCAUCUUUAAUUGUCCCUGCUGCAAUCACGAGACGGCGGUAUUUGGGACGGGUGACAAGGUCAAGACUGUUUGUCAAGAGUAUGGUAUAGACGUUCUUGGUGACAUUCCUCUACACCCCAAUAUUGGCGACCAUGGCGAACAGGGAAAGCCCACUGUGGUGUCGGAACCGGAUAGCCCAAGAGGCCAGGCAUUUGCAGCUAUUGCUCAAGACAUAGGUAGAAGGAUUGGUCUAUGA
Molecule: messenger RNA, 885 nt
Organism: Pestalotiopsis fici W106-1
Lineage: Eukaryota; Fungi; Ascomycota; Sordariomycetes; Amphisphaeriales; Sporocadaceae
Exons: 4
Coding region: 1-885 (294 amino acids)
Biological process (GO): mitochondrial respiratory chain complex I assembly; iron-sulfur cluster assembly
Cellular component (GO): mitochondrion
Molecular function (GO): ATP-dependent FeS chaperone activity; ATP binding; 4 iron, 4 sulfur cluster binding
Source: RefSeq, a predicted model, not a curated record